Molecule: messenger RNA, 645 nt
Organism: Tauraco erythrolophus (red-crested turaco)
Lineage: Eukaryota; Metazoa; Chordata; Aves; Musophagiformes; Musophagidae
Source: RefSeq, a predicted model, not a curated record
GUUGAAGAGCUGAAUGAUUUGUACACUAUCUGUGUACAGGAGCACCUGGCAUGUCAGAAAUGCUCUUUUGAAACAAAGAGGAACAGCAACAUGUUAACCCUUCCACUCCCAGUGUUGGAUUCCAAUUCUCACAUGCUGAAGACUCUGGAGGACUGCCUGCAAUGCUUUUUCCAUCCAGAAGAGCUGACUGAUCACAACAUGUGUUUCUGUGAACAAUGUGGAAGGAAAACACCUUUUCUGCAGAGCAUGAAGCUAGUCCAUCUGCCACAGACUCUGACCAUACACCUAAAGCGCUUCUGCUUCGAAAAAUCAGCCUCCAUUCGCAAGCUGAGUCACUAUCUGCCGUUCCCACAAGGCCUCGAUUUCAAUGCGGUCUUGACCGAAAACCAGUGCCAAGCAGAUGAUGAUGAAAAGGCUGCCUGGCAGUACGAGCUUUUUGCUGUUGUUGCCCAUUCGGGAUCAAAUAGUUGUGGACACUACUGUGCCUAUAUUCGAAGUCUCACAGAGUGUAAAUGGUAUUGCUUCAACGACUCUGAGGUUUGCCAGGUAUCAUGGGAUGAUGUGAAAUGCACCUAUGGACAUUUCAACCUUCACUGGGGGAACACGGCGUAUCUCUUGAUUUACAUGAAAAAAAAUCCUCACUAG